AUGGGGGAUUACGGGUUUGGAGUGCUAGUGCAAAGCAAUACUGGGAAUAAAUCUGCUUUUCCAGUCAGAUUCCAUCCACAUCUGCAGCCUCCACACCAUCACCAAAAUGCCACCCCCAGCCCUGCUGCUUUUAUAAAUAAUAACACAGCUGCCAAUGGCAGCAGUGCCGGGUCAGCUUGGCUGUUUCCUGCUCCGGCCACCCAUAACAUUCAGGAUGAGAUCUUGGGAUCAGAAAAAGCAAAAAGUCAGCAACAGGAACCGCAAGACCCUUUGGAAAAGCAGCAGCUCUCCCCCAGUCCAGGUCAGGAAGCUGGAAUACUGCCUGAAACUGAGAAGGCUAAACCUGAAGAAAAUCAAGGGGACAGUUCUUCAGAAAAUGGCAACGGGAAGGAGAAAAUAAGAAUCGAAUCACCAGUGUUGACAGGGUUUGAUUAUCAAGAAGCCACGGGGCUAGGUACUUCGACCCAACCCUUGACAUCAAGCGCAUCGUCUCUCACUGGUUUCAGUAACUGGUCAGCAGCGAUAGCGCCUUCCUCCUCUACAAUCAUCAAUGAAGAUGCAAGUUUCUUUCACCAGGGAGGGGUCCCAGCUGCUUCGGCUAAUAACGGUGCUCUGUUGUUUCAAAAUUUCCCCCAUCAUGUCAGCCCUGGCUUCGGAGGCAGCUUCUCUCCUCAAAUUGGGCCUCUCUCACAGCACCACCCUCAUCACCCUCAUUUCCAGCAUCAUCACAGCCAGCAUCAGCAGCAAAGGAGGUCUCCUGCCAGUCCCCAUCCCCCACCUUUCACACAUAGAAAUGCUGCUUUUAACCAGCUGCCUCAUUUGGCGAAUAAUCUUAGCAAGCCCCCUUCUCCGUGGAGCAGCUACCAGAGUCCCUCUCCUACACCGUCUUCUUCCUGGAGCCCAGGAGGUGGUGGAUAUGGUGGCUGGGGAGGGUCCCAAGGCCGGGAUCACCGUAGAGGGCUGAACGGAGGAAUAACGCCCCUGAACUCCAUCUCGCCUUUGAAGAAGAAUUUUGCAAGCAAUCAUAUUCAGCUCCAGAAGUAUGCUCGCCCCAGCUCUGCCUUUGCUCCUAAAUCCUGGAUGGAAGAUAGCUUGAACAGGGCUGACAACAUUUUUCCUUUUCCGGAUCGCCCCAGGACUUUUGACAUGCACUCAUUGGAGAGUUCACUCAUUGACAUAAUGAGAGCUGAAAAUGAUUCGAUUAAAGGUCGUCUAAACUAUUCAUAUCCAGGAUCCGAUAGCUCUCUGCUUAUUAAUGCAAGGACAUAUGGGCGAAGGAGAGGUCAGUCCUCACUGUUUCCAAUGGAAGAUGGAUUCCUGGAUGAUGGCCGUGGGGAUCAGCCUCUUCACAGCGGUCUGGGUUCGCCCCACUGCUUCACUCACCAGAAUGGAGAAAGGGUGGAGCGAUACUCUCGCAAGGUGUUUGUGGGUGGAUUGCCUCCUGACAUCGAUGAAGAUGAGAUCACAGCUAGUUUUCGUCGCUUUGGCCCUUUGAUUGUGGAUUGGCCUCAUAAAGCAGAGAGCAAAUCCUAUUUUCCUCCUAAAGGCUAUGCAUUCCUUCUGUUUCAAGAUGAAAGCUCUGUUCAGGCUCUCAUUGAUGCAUGUAUUGAAGAAGAUGGAAAACUCUACCUGUGUGUAUCAAGUCCCACUAUCAAGGACAAGCCAGUACAGAUUCGACCUUGGAAUCUCAGUGACAGUGACUUCGUGAUGGAUGGUUCACAGCCUCUUGACCCACGAAAAACUAUAUUUGUUGGUGGUGUUCCCCGACCAUUGCGAGCUGUGGAGCUCGCCAUGAUAAUGGACCGGCUAUACGGAGGCGUGUGCUAUGCUGGGAUCGAUACCGACCCUGAGCUGAAAUACCCCAAAGGAGCUGGGCGAGUCGCGUUCUCGAAUCAACAGAGUUACAUAGCUGCUAUCAGUGCCCGCUUCGUGCAGCUGCAGCAUGGAGAAAUAGAUAAACGGGUGGAAGUUAAGCCAUAUGUCUUGGAUGAUCAGCUGUGUGAUGAAUGUCAGGGGGCCCGUUGUGGGGGGAAAUUCGCUCCAUUUUUCUGUGCUAAUGUUACCUGUCUGCAGUAUUACUGUGAAUAUUGCUGGGCUGCUAUUCAUUCUCGUGCUGGCAGGGAAUUCCACAAGCCCCUGGUGAAGGAAGGCGGUGACCGUCCUCGACAUAUUUCAUUCCGCUGGAACUAA
Messenger RNA from Rangifer tarandus platyrhynchus (Svalbard reindeer), 2190 nucleotides. NCBI's taxonomy places the organism in Eukaryota, Metazoa, Chordata, Mammalia, Artiodactyla, Cervidae. The record is from the annotation of a GenBank genome assembly.